Aspergillus clavatus NRRL 1 is the source of this 1614-nucleotide messenger RNA. RefSeq names its product cytochrome P450. The coding region runs from base 1 to 1614 and encodes 537 amino acids. NCBI's taxonomy places the organism in Eukaryota, Fungi, Ascomycota, Eurotiomycetes, Eurotiales, Aspergillaceae. The transcript has 6 exons. Gene Ontology annotation, molecular function: oxidoreductase activity, acting on paired donors, with incorporation or reduction of molecular oxygen; iron ion binding; monooxygenase activity. The record is from RefSeq and is a predicted model, not a curated record.
AUGGAGUCACUCGCAGUUCACGCCCUGUUGGGUUUGACAGUCCUCUACGUCGUGAACAGGCUGUUUUUGACCAAAAGGACACCUGCGCCCCUGCCACCAGGCCCUUCUCCAAAGCCAAUUGUGGGUAAUUUGGGCGACCUGCCCCCUUCUGACGCACAUCAUUGGGAGCAUUGGCUAAAGCACAAGGAACUAUACGGGCCGAUCAGUUCCAUCUCCGUUUUUGGUCAAAGGAUAGUCAUUUUGAAUGAGGCAAAAGUCGCGUUCGAUUUGUUGGAGAAGCGCUCUGUGAUACAUUCCUCUAGACCAGAACAGGUAUUUGCUGGCAAGAUGGUUGGAUGGGAAAAUUCCCUGGCUGUGCAGACAUACUCGGACCGUUUCAAAUCGUAUCGCAAAGCCAUGCACCGUGUGAUGGGCUCGAAGUCAGUCGUUUCAGAAUUUGACUCUUUGCAGGACGUAGAGGUCCGUCGGUUCCUUCUUCGGGUGCUCAGAGAUCCGGCUGGUCUAGUCCAGCACCUCCGAACGGAGGCGGGCGCAAUUAUUCUAAAGAUUGCUUACGGCUACACGAUUGACCCUCACAAGCCCGACAUCCUCGUGGAUUUGGCUGACCAGGCGCUGGGAGAAUUUUCCAAGGCUGCAGCUCCAGGGAAAUGGCUGGUUGAUCUGGUUCCUAUGCUGAAACACAUUCCUACCUGGUUCCCUGGCGCGCAAUUCAAGCGGACCGCUCAAGAAUGGAAAGCAAGGGUCGUGGCCACAGCAGAACAGCCGUACGCCUUUGUUCGCCAGCAGAUGAAGCUGGGAUCUCACAAGCCUUCAUAUGUAUCUAGUUUGUUGGAGGCAAGGCCGUUGGGAUCCCAUAGCGAAGAGGAGGAGUGGGUUAUUAAAUGGUCUGCCAUGUCGCUGUACACUGGCGGAGCCGAUACCACUGUCGCAUCCUUGGCCUCCUUCUACCUCGCCAUGGCUCUUUAUCCUGACGUCCAGCGCAAAGCUCAGGAUGAGCUUGAUCGUGUGGUUGGUUGCAACAAACUACCCACGUUCGCAGAUCGAGAGCAACUUCCAUACAUUGAUGCACUGGUCAAGGAGGUGCUACGAUGGCAUACCGUUGGUCCGAUGGGUCUUCCACACACGAGCACACAGGAUGAUAUCUAUGAGGGCUACUUCAUCCCCAAGGGAUCCAUGUUUCUUCCCAAUAUCUGGUUCGUUUUGUUUAUUCUGACACAUGAUCAAUCCUCUGACACCGGCAGGGCAUUCACCCACGAUCCAAAUGUCUACAAGGACCCGAUGGUCUUCAAUCCCGAACGAUUCCUCGGCCCGACCCCCGAGCCAGAUCCCCACACCAUUGCCUUCGGCUUCGGCCGGCGCAUCUGUCCAGGAAGGAUUCUUGCCGACAGGACCGUCUAUCUCGGCAUUGCGAAGUCGCUCGCCGUGUUCAACUUUGGCAAGAGUACCGAGGACCAGCAACCGCUCUUCCUUCCUGGAGUCAUUAGCCAUCCAGCCCCGUACAAACUGAAUAUUACACCCCGGAGUCCAGAACAUGAGGAACUGAUCCGAUCGGUUGAGAUUGACCAUCCGUGGGAAGAGAGUGAUGCGGCAGCCUUGAGGAAUCUGGAGUACUAG